CUAGCUCUCCUUAUUAGCAUGCAAGUCUACUACGAUGACAGUACAGCAUUGUAACAGUGAAAAAGGAUUUACUCUCUCCAGUUAAGUUUCAUCACCUGGAUUUACAAUAUAUGCAGUUGGAAUGUAACAGUCUUUUAAUGAUGUAGCCCUCUGAAUUUGGAAUUUAACAGAUGAUUUGUGAAAGCAUGUUAAAUUUCGAUCACCGUCAUGUUUUGAUGAAAAGGUCGGAAAGGCCAUUUCCAACAUGGCGACCCUGAAUUACAAUAAUAUCAGGGUAUUUAUGCCACUUUUUAGAUUAUUAUGUGUAGUGUUGUUAAUUUCUUUAAGUUGUGGAACAAAUACAAAGAGGGUACGAGAUGUUACAGAUCGAACUCAGGGUAAAUUAAGCUUGCAUAACAUCGGCGAACAAGAUAAAAAGUUGGCCAAACUAUUUGACGACGGAUACUUCACAGACACGCGACAAGAGAAUGUCUCCCCAAAAGUCUUGGGUGGUAUUGAUAUUGCCAAUGAGGCAGUUAAAAUAUCCAUGCAGUUGCUCUGGAUCACAAACCAAGAAAUUGGCGUAACUGACAUGCAGACAAUCUACGAUAACUUGAAAUAUGAAGAUGAGCAGGCCAACCCGCAGAAGAAGCUGGACUAUGUCACUGAUAGGCUGGCCGGGCGGUUCAAAAACUAUCUACAAGUUCUCAACACCAACAAGAUCACCGUGCAGAACCUGUACAAGUUCCAUGUGAAACAGCCAAUCACCAAGAAGAUUAGUUGUUGUCAUCUUCCUCCGAUGGAAUUCAGUGAAGAGAGUCAGUAUGGCUGUAAGAUCUCGAAGCGCACUAGCUGUGAUUUAUAUCCAGAAAACCUGCCCAGAGGGGCAUUUAACCCUGGGCGAAAUCUCACAGAAGUCUGGAAGAGCAAUAUGCAGUACUUUGACAGUUUGAAAUGGCAGUACUUCAUAUCAGUGGAUGGUGUCCAUACAGAGUACCCGGCCAAUGCCUUCCACGGGGAACACAGGUGUACCAAUGUCCAUGAUUACAGACACAGGACAGUGUUUGUAUCAACAGUACAACCACAGCCAAAACACAUUGUCAUAGUGAUGGACCAUGGAAACUCCCUGAGUGCCAACCAGCUGAAGACGGCCAAGGGCAUCGCCAAACACCUGCUCAACUCGCUGUCAGAGAAGGACAGGGUUGGGGUGGUAGGCCUGGCGUCUCGGCCCACAUUCUCCAGAGCGCCAUCCGACGAUACCUGUAUCCAUUCCUCAAUGGUACCCGUCACAUUUGAAGCCACGCUCUACUUCAGCAAGUUUAUUGACAACCUAGAGAAGGAAGAUGCAUCGACCAACCAUUCUCUAGGAUUCCAAGUUGCAUUCAACAUAAUUGAAAACAUGGUCAAAAAGACAAAGGGAGCAAAAAUCGAACAAGCCAUGAUAAUCUACAUCAGUCGCGGCCUGCUAUCCUCACUGACAGAGGCCAAAGAUGUAAUGGAUGUGAUCUCUCAGCGGAACGGUGUCCUGGGACAUCGCGUCAUCAUCAACACCUACGCAGUCAUUGAUGAUGGAAAGCCGAUUAUGUACGAGAAGAGUUUCCUCCAAGACAUAGCCGACCAGAACUUUCAGAAGUACAAUGUGCGGAUUAGAAGUCCAAAUGAAGUUGUGCCUGGUUUGAUGAUGGCUAUCAAUUACACCAAGGAUCUGAGCAGUUCUGUGGGGCGAUUCUACCUGCCCUUCAAUCGUACCACCAACCAUCACGUCCGAUACUCCCUACCCUAUAUUGAUAAGGCAGAUUCAGCACUGACACUAACCAUCAGCCAGACGUGUUUCCAUGACAACCAGGUGAUCGGUGUGACAGGUGUGGAUCUCCACAUGGAGGACAUCGUACAAGACAUGACAUACUUGGACGGUGACCAGACCUACCUGUUUCUCAUCAACACUGAAGGGUACACGUUGAUGCAUCCCUCGUUCAGUCGCCCCAUUAAGACACAUCUGCAGCCUAUGCACACAGAUAUCUGGCACUUUGAGAAUAUGGAUGGAUUUGUCAAGAUCCGCAGCGACAUGUUGAAUAAGGAGCGUGGAGAGGAAGUGUUAAUGGUACAGAGGAAGGUGACGCCCACCAACUCGUCUGAUCCUAUCGUCACAGUCCCAGAAUUCUACGCCAGAUACAUCUGGAGGAGGGUUGAAGAUACACCAUUCAUUUUGGCUUUAAAAACUGUAUCAGAGAGAAAAGAUCAAAGAAAACUCAUGAACAUACCAGUGUCCAAGGAACCUGAGCUGGUCUACCACAGACUGGAUCUUGUACCCAAGAACAAGAUGUGUCUCCAUCUCAAACAGCUGGCUACGCCUGCGGUGAGCAGUGUGUUCCUGUCGGCCACUAGUUUCUCCGAGCCGUAUUCAUACCUCAGCAAGGAGGAGACUAAGAGGAUGGUCCAGAGUUAUCUUCUGUAUCUGUCCGAUAGUCUGGAGCUACUCACCAAUCCGGGUCUCAAUAAUGGUGUGAGAGAUGACGUGACAGCCACAGGGAGAAUUAACGGCAAGUGGCUGAAUCGGUCCUUCAACAGUAAUCUCAACGAUUACAUCAUCAGGAGGUACAUAGCUACGAGGAGUGGGGUGUUCCGCAUGCUGCCCGGGACCCUGAUGGAGAAAACGUUUGAUCCUACCAAGCGGUCAUGGUACCAGCGAGCAAUGCAGUACCCAGACCAGGUGACCCUCACCUCACCGUAUUUGGACGUGGGCGGGGCUGGAUACAUCACAACUAUCAGCCACACCGUGUUCGAGGGGAAACGGGCACCUCACAGCCCUACCGACCCCAUCGUCGGGGUGAUGGGGAUGGACAUUACUCUAGGCUACUUCUACAAACUGCUGGUGGAAAACAUCCCCAUGUGUCGGCAUCCUACUGUAAAGUGUUUUGUGAUGGACGACACUGGGUACCUGAUCGCCCAUCCAGCUCUGAUUGAACCCAAUGGCAAAGGUCCAGUGGAACAGCAACAUAUUACUCAUCAGGAACCCUUGGUUGCCAAUGACAUCCUGAACCACGAGCAUUUUGUGAGGAAGGAACUUUGUAAUCGAUACAACGACCGCACAGUCCAAAGGUUCUAUAAGUUCAACACCAGUCUUGAAGGAGUACUGACAAACCGCGUACAUGGGGAACAUUGCGCUCGUUAUCAGAUAACACACAUUCCCGGUACGAAUGCCUUCAUUGCCAUUGUAAACCACACCUGUGAUACGGCUACUGCCUUCUGCCCCUGUAGUAUGUUUGACCGGCUGUGCCUGAACUGUAACAGGAUGGAACAGAUCGAGUGCGAGUGUCCUUGUGAGUGUCCACUUGCAAUGAACUUCUGUACUGGAGCCUUACUCAAGGAAGAGGACAUGAACCCCAGCUGUCCACGUUAUCCAGAGCCAGAGAUGCUAUUCCCUCUGGAUAUAGAACUGACAGAAUCCCUGGAUCCAUGCCACAGGCCUGUGUGUACUGAACGCACCAGUAAAAUGACCUGCAUUGGGGUGAUGGGAUGUCAGUGGUGCCAGGUGGCCGAGGAUGGAUUAACUCCCCUGAAGGGGCCUUACUGUGCUGACCAGAGGGUUUGUUUUGGUGGUAUAGAAGGUGCUCAGACUCCUUACGGAGACCAAAUUAAAGCUUUGUUAUACACUGAGCCACCACAGCAGGUGAAGAGUGCCCCAGUUGGGCCGGUGGCAGGUGGUAUUAUGGGAUGUUUCUUGGUGUUGGCUCUGGGCGUGUACUGCUACCGACACCACAUUCAUCGUGACUCCCACCAGUAUAUUACCAGUCUUCCCGACAACCCAAAUCGUAUGUCACAGUACUACGAGGCCGAGGAGGUCGAGCCUACCGACGAUCCUGGCUCAGGUCAUACUAACUUUGUGUUGGCAACAUUUGAUAACGCGGCCAGUGUAUCACCCUACCGCGUUAAUACAUCGUACAGGCGGCCUGCUGGUGGGGAUAGUGACCAUGGUUACAGUACAAUGACUCCACACGAGGACAGUGAACACGCCAGUCUUCCUUGUCUGGAACCUCUCAUUAUUGGCAAGGACCGCUAUAGACCUGGACCUUAUUCAGUGGUGGCCAAAAAUCCCAUAUUACCCCCUCCCCCUAGUAACUAUAGGCGGAGUCGCAGCCCGACUCCGCCCCUAACAAGACUCUCGGGCUGCCAUCAGUCCAUACCUGAGCAAACGUGCAUACCACAAACGAUCAUAAACACUCCUAUACCGGAGUUACCCAAUAAUAUCAUAGCCAAUGUUCAAGUACAUAUGGUGGACACACACUAAAAUCAGUCUCAUUUUAAAUCUUUAAUUUCAUUAUUUAAAUUAAUUUAUCAAGGCCAGCAAAAGUACAAUUAAGUCAUUGUGUUAUAUUUUGUGGUGAAAUUCUUUAUGUGCCCGUAUUCCUGAGGAAUUUCUUCCACAAUAAAAGUAUUUGGAGAAACUGUGUAGGAAAGUUGGAAAGAAUCUCAAUCAGUGGAUACUAUGGAUUACAGAUAGCCGUGAGAGUCGUCUGAAGUGUUUAACAGUGUUGACGUCUGUAUAUAAUCCAAUUAUCCUGAUUACCCCGAUGUCUGAUAGGACAAACUGUGAUGACUUGAACAUGUACCAUGUAGUACAAAAUGGUGUCGAUAAUGUGUCAGGGGAGGCAACCCUGAGCCUUGUUUACCCCCACCUGUCAUAUGGUCAUGUUCUUAUAUAUGACACUGACCCCAUGGAUUUAAAGGUUGAAAAGGCAGGAAUUUGCUGGAAGGGGACAUGAUGAUCUGAAUUUUUUUCUGGAAGGCUUCAGAAAAACCUAAAAGGCCGGAAAAAAAUAUUUUCCAGGUCAUAUAGAAUUUUAUAUAUACCUUUGAAACUGGUGUUCUGCUCCAAUCACCAUUUUAAAGAUUCUAUGUGUUGAUUUGAAUCAAAGACUUUCACAUAUGUAAUUAAUAUUGACAUUUUUGAUGAUGUGUGCCAGGGCUCAUAGCUGUUGACAUUCAGGUUGUAAAUUUGUAAAACCUUCAAUUGGACCAAAAGUCUUGAUUACAAAAUAUGGCUUAAUAGCAGCAAAGGACAAUUGAAAAGUCCUCAUGUCUCUGGGACAAAGUUCAUUAGAAAAUGAUCUCAGGAAAACUUAAAUUUGUUAUCUGGGCAUAUUUGAUUGUACACCAUAUACAUGUAUUGUUGAAUCAAAUGGCAGAAAAAUGUGAAUUGUUAAUUGAACAAAAAGUAAUAUGUAGGUUUCUAUAUAUGAUUAUAUAGGUAACUAGGUUGCUAAAUAUAUAUAUUUACCCUCCUGCAACAAUAUCGAAAUUAAUUCUUUCAUUGCAAACUUUCCAAAAUAUGCAUGGAAUUGAUUUUAAGAAAAGGAACUCUUACAUAGGGGCUGAGUUUUAUGAUUCAUAUUUGUUUUAAUAAUAUAUAACUUUUUAAGAAGACAUUUACAGUUUCCUGUAUAAUGUCUCGAUGAAAGACGAUGGAUGUUUUUAUAAUUUAAAAAAACAGAAAGGUUGUUUUCCUAUUAAUCAAAGGUUGUAAAGAAAAAAUGUUUGACCUCCAUGUCUAUAUUAAAUUAUCAUGCCACAAGAUGUAGUGAAUUUAAAGUAUUGAUUGUCCCCCUUGGUUAUUAAUAAAUAGUUACAUUCACUCGAGUUACUAUUUGCGUGGAUGAAAAUUUAUAGAGGAGCAUGAAGAUCAGAGAGGGUGGAAGAUAUAGUUUAAAAUCUUUCCAAUAAACAUCUGUUUAUAGAUUUGUAAUGAUAUAUAUACAUACAGAUGUUUAAUGUCAACAACUACUAAGAUGAAAUCAUAAAUAUGAUAUUUAUUUAGAAUUUAAAUUUAUUUAAUAGUGCUAUUUCAAUGGAUAUAAAUCUAUCGCUACUCAAUGUUUAAUGAAAAACAUGCUAAUAGAAAAAAAUCCAUUUGCUGAAUUAAAAGUUUAAUUUGUGGUCUAAUGUAUGAAGCAAUUUCUGAUUUUCCUUCCUGUUCAUUCUGGUUCUUUUAUUUGAAUCAACAUAAAAUUGUUGAUUUUGGGAAGGGAUGGGAUUUUUAUAUUGUAUGAUGUAACAGAGGAAAUGGGGAAAAUAUUUGAAGGAGUUGCUUCCCCUUUAUAGGAUGAAACUGCUGAAUAAUUAUGCAAGUUGCUGGUGACAGUAUCGUUUGUCUCCCUGCUCUCUUAUCAAUGUAUGCAAACCUGUUUCUCUGUGCAAUUGUUGUUUGGUUAUUCAUGUUGAGUAAUUCACAAAACAAAUGGAGUUUUCUAUUGUGCCUAAAUUUAUGUUGCUGACCUGUGCGGAUUGCUCAUAACGGUGCAUUUCUUGCUACUCGUGUAUGUUAAUGACUAUAUUAGGGAGAUGAUUUCAUCCACUAACUGCCAAAACACCCCAAUAAAGCUAUUUAUGCAGACUUUUAUUUUUCAGCUAGAAAUAUUUAUUUUGUUGAAUGUUAUAGCCAGAUUUGUAUCUUGUGGCAUCCCACAAAUUGUCUUAACAAAAGAAUUAUGGAAGGUAGCAUAAUUAUUAAUUGGUAAUAACACUGGAAAUUUAGGUAGUAUUUAAUAUCUUCAUCAAAUACAUGCAAACAAUGAGAGUAUUUUUUUUCUUUGUCGAACACGUGUUCCAUCUGGCUGCAAGAAUGCAAUAGAUGGAAGCAGUUGUUCGAUAAUAAAAAAUAAUUGAGACAAAUAUAGCUGAUUAUUACAUCUCUAAAGCUUCUGUCAAACUAUAAUUAUAAAAUUAUUAAAUAUUACAAAAACUAUAAAAUAUUAAAUAUGAAAAUAUUAAACAGAUGGGGUGGGUGGUGAAGUGUAACAGUUGAUUUAUUCUAUGCAUUAUGGAUGAUAAAUGAAUACAUCAUGGUUUUGUUAAACAUUGCACUUGGUGGUCUCUUUUAAACAACCCAGGGAGAGUUACUGCGAGAGUCCUAAUUGAUCUUAAAUUUUUUCAAAGAUUGAAGUUUUAUGUAUGUUAACUUAAACAUUUAUAAGGUUUUUAGACUACCUAUAGGUGAUGUGCGAAUUUAACCAUUAAUGAUGUGUAUCUUCAUAAUUUUUCUAUCUCAUAAUUUUAAUUGAUAUUAGAUUUGUUUAAAAGUAUUAAAUGUUAAAACAACUUAGUAUUUUUCCAGUAUUUGCUGUAUCCAAAGUAUUUUUAUUGAAGUCCUUGAGAGGUGCCAAUAGUUCGUUAUUAAAAAGGUUAGCCUAAAUGUGGAUCUAAGGUCUAAAUCUGGAGCACAUACAAACUGCACAGGGGUUCAAAUGUUAAAAUAGGAGAUAUUUAAGAACAUUUUAUGGAAUUUCUCGAGAGCUGGUACAAACGCCAAAUUAGGGAGAUGUAUACACCGGUAUGUCUUCGUUUUUACAGAAGGAAGACAAUUAUUUAGGUACAAUUGGUGUCCCAGAAGUGAUUUUAAUAUUAUUUUUAACCCAAAGCAAUAUUUUUUAUUUUCUCGUGAUUUGAAAAAGAAUAUUUUUAAAUGUGUGUCAAGAAUUUAAUUUUGUUGCAUUAUUGCCAUCAUUCUUUUGUUGGUCUAUGCAUUCGAUGCCCCAGAGGAAGACUAUUGAAUAGCUUAAUCCUGUAAUGUGAAAUUGAGUUUAUGAACUAAUGAUCAUGAUAUUAAGAUGUAUUUCACAUUCAUCUUCAGAAAUUUCAGUUUGCUUUUGUAUGCUAUAAUAGCCAUUUCAUCUCUUUCAGUUUCCUCGUAACCUCCAGCUACAACAUAGGGAAAGAAAGUCUCUAAUUUAAGUGUGGAGAGAAAAACAUAUUUUAAAAAUGAUGGUUAUGUUGCAUUUUAUCCUUCAUCAGGAAUUAAUGUAAAAGUAGACUUUCAGUAAAACCUUGUUAUACUGUCACUGACAUUAUAUAGGGGAUUUGACAGUUUAAAGAGGGAAACAUACGACUGGGACCAUGAACUGUUUUGGUGGUAAGCCAGUUAGAAAAUGAAACUAGUGGCAUUAUAUUGAGGUAUACUGUUUAUGUUGGUAUUUCUGUCCUAUUUUGUUUGUCUCACCUGUGUGACAUUGUCCUCUCACCUGUGUGACAUUGUCCUCUCACCUGUGUGACAUUGUCCUCACAGGUGUAGGUAUGAGCCCCACUCUCAAUAUCUCGGUUCCUUGUACCGCUAUAAAAUUUGAAUACAUGUAUGUGUGGGUAUGGUCUCCUUCCUCGUCUAUCCCACCCCGUUUGAUUUAAUUAUGUAUCUCUGUCAGUUAGUAUGUACAUGUUUGUGAGGGUACGAGCCCUCUCUAUCCCCAACCUCCCAUUUGUUUUACUUAUGUAUAUGUCUGUGAGGGUAUGAGCCCGAGCCCUCUCUAUCCCCAACCCCACAUUUGUUUUACUUUUGUAUAUGUCUGUGAGGGUACGAGCCCUGUCUAUCCCCAACCCCACAUUUGUUUUACUUUUGUAUAUGUCUGUGAGGGUACGAGCCCUGUCUAUCCCCAACCCCACAUUUGUUUUACCUUUGUAUAUGUCUGUGAGGGUACGAGCCCUGUCUAUCCCCAACCCCACAUUUGUUUUACUUAUGUAUAUGUCUGUGAGGGUACGAGCCCUGUCUAUCCCCAACUUCCCAUUUGUUUUACUUAUGUAUAUGAUCACUUAUCAACAUUUAACAUGUGUAUGUAGAUUUUGUACAUGUCAUAUGUAAAAUGUUCAGUUUUGACUACCUCAGUUUGAAAGUUUUGUAAAUUUUGGCCAUCAGAAUUCAGCUUCAUUGGUAUUUAUUAUUGUGAGAAUUUCAUGAACCAUUAAUCUCCUUUCCUCUCCCAGUCCUAUCAUGUGACCCGUCUUAUUUCCCUCACCCAAACCCAUCUCCUUUCUUUGUUCCCUCUUCCUUGCUUUCAAAAUCCUCCUCAUUCCCCACCAGUAACAAUAAUCCCAAGUCCCAACUCAUACCCCCAAAACCAUCCCUAUCCCUGCCAGUAUCUACAUCCCAAGUCCAAACCUGUACCCCCCAAAACCCUCUACAUUCCCCACCAGUUACUACACCCCAAGUCCUCACCCAUACCCCCAAAACCAUCCCGAUUCCUGCCAGUAACUACAUCCCCAAGUCCCCACCCGUACCCCCAAAACCCUCCACAUUCCCCACCAGUAACUACACCCCAAGUCCAAACCCAUACCCCCAAAACCCUCCACAUUCCCCACCAGUAACUACACCCCAAGUCCAAACCCAUACCCCCAAAACCCUCCACAUUCCCCACCAGUUACUACACCCCAAGUCCUCACCCAUACCCCCAAAACCCUCUUCAUUCCCCACCAGUAACUACACCCCAAGUCCCCACCCGUACCCCCAAAACCCUCCACAUUCCCCACCAGUAACUACAUCUCCCUGUCCCCACCCAUACCCCCAAACCCCUCCCUGUUCCCUGACAGUCACUACCCUUUCCCAUCUCCCUGUUAAUCCUUGUUUGUCGUGUUAUAACCUGUACCCGCCCUGGGCUGCUCAAGUGUCGGCCUAAACAUACAGUUGAUUUUAAGUUAGGUCUGAACGUGUAAUGUCAACUGUGGUCUCUCAUUUACCGGGUGUCCACUACCCACUGUGGAUGAGAAUCUUGUAUACAGGUUUUUGUGCAGUGAACCCAUUGUUAAUAGAUUAGAUAUUUUUGGUUCACAAAUCACUGACCAGAUUAUGAAAAAGAGCAAAGUAUAAUUGCUCGAAAUUACAUUACUUUUAUUUGAAAAGGAAAUAUUCCCAAUGAAUAAUAAACAUUGUGAAAUAAGUACCUUGUCUAACAAGAGGUUACAAAAGUCAGGUUUUAAGACUUAAUAUGUGAAUAUAGUGCUAAUAUAAUAUUAUAUACUAAAAAUGUUGUUGUAUUCUAUGUUUAUAGAAUGCAAUAUAUUUUGUAUAGGAUAUGCAGAUAGUUUAUAUUAGAGGGGAUUCAAAGUGUUGUUAAAUAAAUUUUAUUUAUGGAUUUUAAAAUUAUUUGAAACCACCUCUAAUGAAAUGUAUGAGAAUUGUGAAUUGAAUUGGAAACUAAACAGAACUCCCUAGUAAAAACUAUUACAGAAUAUUGUGACAAAUAUUUAAUGUAGAGCAUACAUUAAGAUAAUUAAAAGACACCUUUCUUUCAUGAGGUAGUAAACAAUAACAUCAUUUUGAGUUUAGGGACCAUGUCUGGUAAUUUUUGUUGAAGAUGUAAUUAGGAUUACAAAAUUAUUUAGAGUUGUCUCCCCUUAGCAUGUAAUGCUUUUGGGUCCGUUUCAGAUUCGUUCUCUGUAAUUUCAGGGGCUCAAUGUUGGCAAAUAUCAUGAUAACCCAUUAUGGUAUCCCAUUUAUCAUUUUCAUUCUGUUUCAUUUUCACCCAAAGUUGUCAAAAUUAAAUAAAAUAUUAACCAUUGAUUGAUGAGAGGUUAAGGGGAGUUGUCUUACCAAAACUUGUACAAGGCUGCUCUCCCUUCCCUAUAGUUUGUUCCAAAAUUGUUGUAACAUUUUAUAUGUUGUACCAGUUGGUGCACUUUUGCAUCAAAAUAUUUUGUAAUAAAAUAUGAAAUGUGA
Messenger RNA from Pecten maximus, 10456 nucleotides. Its product is annotated as VWFA and cache domain-containing protein 1-like. The transcript is spliced from 30 exons. The record is from RefSeq and is a predicted model, not a curated record. Bases 245 to 4267 code for a protein of 1340 amino acids. Gene Ontology annotation, cellular component: voltage-gated calcium channel complex. Gene Ontology annotation, molecular function: voltage-gated calcium channel activity. Lineage: Eukaryota; Metazoa; Mollusca; Bivalvia; Pectinida; Pectinidae.